AUGACUGCCCCUACCCCCACCCCCCUCCCCAAGAACUAUGCUGCAUAUCUUUCCAGUAACCCGCUGCCGAUCCCUCCACCGACCUUGGAGAAACCCGAUCCUCCCGUUGAGCUUUGGUUGGAGGAAGCGAAUGGUCGACGAACAUCUGUGACCACCGAUGCGGCUUAUCAGGAAUUGCAUGGCCUUGUGUUGCUCGUCCUGCGUCAAAUGGCCUACGGUUCAGCCUUGAGAGAAGCACACAACAUUCUCGCACGCAUUGCCGAGGACCUUGAGGUAAUCGCAGCUCGCGGAACCGACGCCAGAAUCACCUUCACGCAACUUUGCAAAUACAUCAUCCAAACCCCGCCUUGUUUCAUAUUCAAAACACUGGAAGAUGUUGACCGCACUAUAAGCUGGGGCCAAGUAGACAAAGCUAGCAACACCAACGCUAUAUUUGUCAGCCUCGAUCUUGUGGCGGCAAUCCGAGACAAUCCAUUGGUCGCGCAUGCUGCCAAUAAACAAGAGUUGUGGCAUCGCCUCUUCUUCGUUGUUACCAUUUUUCACGAAAUGAUGCUUGCCAGCACGAAAAGGUUCUUCAAGUCUAUGACUACGCCUUUUAUGGGUCAGCUUGACAGCGAUGGGAACGGGAAUGGAGAAGCGAGGACAACCUUCGAAUGGUGCUUUUUUGGGUUUCACACUCGAAUGAUCGUCAAUAAGGAGAAGAAUGAGAGGCAACAGCGUCUUUGGAACAUGAAGCAAGCUGUAGCAAAAUUCAGCGACACGACCUUUGGCCAAAUCGAUCCAACGACGGCACAGAACAUUGUCGCCUCGCUCGCAAACGAAAGGAUCUGGUCACCUCACUCCAAAUUGCUUGAAAAGCAUGUCUUUAAUCAAAACACUGAGGUCAUGCACCGAGGCAGCCCUAGCACCUUCAAUGAGGCGACAAGACGGUUAAGCGAGGACUAUAUCGUGGUAGGCAUCCCCUGCAAUCGAGGACUUCCAGCUUCGCAAAGAACUGUACCUGCCAGUGAGGGUCUGGGCAUCCCAAUGCCAGAUGCGUAUAAGGAGGCAACAGCAGCUACACAAAUUGUAGGGUAG
Messenger RNA from Mycena indigotica, 1077 nucleotides. RefSeq lists its product as uncharacterized. The record is from RefSeq and is a predicted model, not a curated record. The coding region runs from base 1 to 1077 and encodes 358 amino acids. Lineage: Eukaryota; Fungi; Basidiomycota; Agaricomycetes; Agaricales; Mycenaceae. The transcript is spliced from 3 exons.